AUCGACCCCCCCUCCCCCUAUAGUAGCCUCCUGAGGGUCUCAGGUCUCUAAUGCCUGCCUUCGGAUGCUCGACGUAAGCAAGCAAGCGGCGAAAAUACAAUGUUAUCGAUAAGGAAUUUUUAUUGCAGGCCAAAGUGAUCUCCAAGUCCAACAAACCUUUACCUUCACAAGAGGGGAUCAGAACUAACAUGCAUCCAGACUCCCUCGUCUCCUACCUAUCCAAUGCGGGCCUUUCUCAGAGCGAGACCGGCUAGUUCAAGCUGUACAGCUUUUGCAUGCCGUCGAAAUGCCUUCUCAACAUCUAGCCUCAGGGCUCGUAAGAAGUCCCGCCAGUCCAAUGCGCCCAAGACCUUCAGCAGCGCUGGGUUCGAAAGGAUCACCUCUGACCUCGCCUCCCGUUUGCAAGGUUCGGCCGACACCACCGGCACGAGCAAAGAAAGACACAGGACAGAGGCGACCAAGGCGUAUGGCGUCUUCCGUCAGCUUUCCCUCAACAAAUACGAUCAAUUGAUGAGCGGAUCAAGGGGUUGGGAUGCUAGGAAAGAGGAUUACAUGGCAUUCGGUGUCGAGACGCAGUUUGACUUCAACCGGGAGGUCAAAUUAUUCAGGAAUUUAAUUGAGAAAGCUUGCGACCUCGCUAGCGAACAUCACGCCAUAUCGAAGAACGAAAAUCCCCUCUUUGCGAAGUUACGUGGUGCUUUCGUCGAAGAGGAUAUUUAUGGGCUCAUCGCCGAGUUAACAUACGGGUUUCAAACCUUCCUGAUGCGCUCGAGAUUUCCGAAAAAUAUUGCCGAUACCCAGCGGGAGAUCGCCGACUCCCGGUAUCCGUGGGAAUGGUUCCCCGCGACCAGGGCUUUACAGCGCACGAUUCAUAUCCAUGUUGGUCCAACGAACUCGGGGAAGACUUAUAAUGCCCUCAAGGCGCUAGAAGCAGCCAGAUCUGGCAUAUACGCAGGUCCGCUCCGGUUAUUAGCACACGAGGUCUACACGCGGUUCACGGCCAAGGGCAAGAAGUGUGCUUUGAUCACCGGCGAAGAACAGCGCAUUCCAGAGGACGAGGAUAAUUUUUUCCGCAGCUGCACGGUCGAGAUGACCCCUCUCAAUUUGCCGGUGGAUGUUGCCGUUAUCGACGAGAUCCAAAUGAUCGGCGACUCCGAAAGAGGCUGGGCUUGGACUCAAGCGUUCCUCGGUGUUCAGGCCAAGGAGGUUCACCUCUGUGGCGAAACACGCGCCGUAGACUUGAUAAAGUCUCUUUGCGCUACUAUAGGCGACAAGUGUAUCGUCCAUGAGUACGAGAGGCUCAGUCCGCUGCAGACAAUGGAUAGAAGCCUAAAUGGGGAUCUCCGGAACCUGCAAAAGGGCGAUGCCGUGAUCACGUUUUCGAGGGUCGGCAUACACGCGUUGAAAAAGGAGAUAGAAAAGGAGACCGGGCGCCGAUGUGCUAUGGUCUACGGAUCAUUGCCCCCCGAAACACGCGCCCAGCAGGCUGCAUACUUCAAUGACCCCAAGAGCGGUUAUGAUUUUCUCGUUGCCAGCGAUGCCAUCGGUAUGGGUCUUAACCUAGAGAUAAGGCGAGUUGUCUUUGAGCAAACACACAAACGUACGAGAACUGGCUAUCGAAUCAUGACGACCUCGGAGCUCAAGCAGAUCGGAGGCAGGGCUGGCCGUUACAAAACAGCUCGCCAAGACAUUGAAUCUCGGGCAGGAUCAGGUUCUGACAAUAAAAAAGGCACCGUGGAGUCCAAAUCUAGGCCACCCGGGCUAGUGACGGCCCUGGAAGACGCCGAUCUAGGCAUUCUCCAGAGAGCAUUUGAUCGCGAAGCGGAACCCCUCAAAACAGCCGGCAUACAACCACCGCCUUCUAUGAUAGAGCGAUUCCACUCAUAUUUCCCUCCCAAUACGCCCUUCAGCUAUGUUGUGUCCCGUCUUCGAGAUCUCGCCCAAAUGUCUCCCAGGUUUCACAUGUGCUUCUUGGGGGAGGUGCUAGCAGUUGCCGACUUAAUCCAACCCUAUCCCAUGUCGGUUUACGACCGGUGCGUCUUUUUGAACGCCCCGGUGUCCCUAAGGGAGAGAAACGGCGCACAAGUACUGCAAGCCUUCGCAAGAUGCGUUUCCAAUAUGGGAGGAGGCGAUCUUCUCGAUAUCCCAGAGAUCUCAUUGGAGGUUCUCGACCUUUCUGCCGAAGAUUUGGACAUCACCAAAGCCGAGCACUUGCGAGAACUCGAAGCCCUCCACAAGACAAUAACCCUCUACCUCUGGCUUACCUACCGAUACUCCGGCGUUUUUCGUAGCCAAAGCCUAGCCUUCCACGUCAAGGAGUUGGUCGAGGACCGAAUCAAUACUCAACUCCUCCACCUUAAUCUUACCGGAGCUAAGCGUAAGGCGAGAACGGAUGCUAUCAGGGCGCAAGCCUUACAAUCUGAGCGUAAAUUGAAGAGGGUGCUCGGCGAGGAAGAUAAGGUGGACCCUCCUCAGCAUGAAUUGUCUGGUGCUUGGAACGAGGAGGGACACGAAGAGCCCCUAUACGACCCCUCGGAACUAGAACCGGCUCCUCAAUCGCCGCCCGUUCUAAAAGGGGCGCAAGGAAGACGCCAUCACAAAGGCCAUUCGCACAUACACGAGCGAAGACAUAGGCAGGACACAGAUACUGCGGUGCAGAUAUGAAAUGUAGAAUAAUGUACAAUAUACGUAGGGGCCAACCCCAAACUAUGGCGGGCUCCCAGUUCCCUAUAAGGAAAUGCAUCACAACUUCUCCAGAAAAUAUCCUGUCCUUCAUGGCACACUAAGCUCCUUCGCUACCUACCCAGUCCCUCCUCCGGUCUCGUCUGCGAAUUUCAUUUUACAGAGGUGUCACGUAGAAGUUGAACCAGACUAUAUAAGUCUCCA
This is a messenger RNA of Durotheca rogersii, 2886 nucleotides long. Its product is annotated as P-loop containing nucleoside triphosphate hydrolase protein. Bases 223 to 2664 code for a protein of 813 amino acids. The transcript is spliced from 2 exons. The record is from RefSeq and is a predicted model, not a curated record. Gene Ontology annotation, molecular function: RNA helicase activity; hydrolase activity, acting on acid anhydrides; ATP binding. Gene Ontology annotation, biological process: mitochondrial RNA 3'-end processing; RNA catabolic process. Gene Ontology annotation, cellular component: mitochondrial degradosome. Lineage: Eukaryota; Fungi; Ascomycota; Sordariomycetes; Xylariales; Xylariaceae.